UUGGAUGAAAAGCAUUAUCACAAUGUUACACAUAUAUUUGAUCUGGCUCGCCUUGAAUCUGAUUAAAGAAUCCAGUGGGCAGAUUGUGAUCACUCAGACACCAGCCUCAGUACAUGUAAAUCCUGGGGACAGAGUCACCAUUCACUGCAAAGCAUCCUCUUCCAUGAGUGAUGACAUGGCUUUAUACCAAUUUAUCCCAGGAAAAAAACCCAAGCUCCUUCUAUAUGAUAGUUCCAGCCGUUUCACAGGGACCCCAGAUCGCUUUAGUGGCAGCUACAGUGGCACUGAAUUCACCUUCACUAUCAGCGGUGUACGUCCUGAAGAUGAAGCGGAGUAUUACUGUGGCCAACACUACAGCUACCCGUACACCUUUGGUGUUGCGACCAAGCUACAGAUCAAACGUAAGUACGAUGCCACCCCUUUGGCAUCCAUUUUCCCACCCUCUCAGGAGCAACUUAAAACCAACUCAGCGACCGUGGUAUGCCUGGUCACUAGAUUCUAUCCGAGUGAGCUGAACGUGGUCUGGAAAGCAGACGGCAAAGCUGUCACUGGGGAUGUCCAAACCAGUUCAGCAGCAAGUGAAGCAGACAAGACCUACAAACUGAGCAGCACCCUGACACUCUCCAGAGAUGAAUAUAAUUCCCAUGAGACGUAUUCUUGUGAAGUGACACACAAAACAUUAACUGAGCCUCUUGUGAAAAGUUUCAGGCGCUCUGAGUGUCCUUCGUAGGUUCCUCCAUGAUGCCUAAAAUCCUCCGCAAUGCAAUGUAACUUCCAUUUUCUCACUAAAUCGUGUUUCGCCUAUAAAACAACUGUAGCAGACAUUGUCUCCCAGUAUAAUGAACGAAUGAAAUAUUUCAUGUUCUUUUCAUAUUUCACAAUUCUUCAAGAUUUCAUGAUCUGUCCUUUCACUGUAAUACACGAUCUAGCAUCAUUCCUUUCUUUUCCCUGUGUUAUUAGUGGAAAAUAACACACAAAUAUUAAUAAAGGCAUUUGUUUUAAAAAC
Messenger RNA from Anolis sagrei ordinatus, 1006 nucleotides. The record is from RefSeq and is a predicted model, not a curated record. Lineage: Eukaryota; Metazoa; Chordata; Lepidosauria; Squamata; Anolidae.